This is a messenger RNA of Serendipita indica DSM 11827, 1218 nucleotides long. The record is from the annotation of a GenBank genome assembly. NCBI's taxonomy places the organism in Eukaryota, Fungi, Basidiomycota, Agaricomycetes, Sebacinales, Serendipitaceae.
AUGGAUGCACGGUAUGCAUACCUGAAGAUAGAACAGAAUCGCGCCAUUCUGCGUCUCGUAUGCCGCACGUGGAAGAUACUCUUGGACGAUUUUGAUGACUUGCUCCGAAUCAGUCAUCUACGCAACGGCGACUGGCCUCGACGUCCGACAAACAGGCAGAACAAGGUCGCUUAUUAUAUCCUGGAAGAGAGAAGGCUCUGUGGGAUGAGGCGUAUUGUCGAAGCGCAUCAUAGUAGCCCAGCGAAGUAUCGAGCUGGCUACUAUGAAGAUGAAAAACUUUGCAUUGGUAUCGAAUUCCCUCUAGCACGUAUUACGACUAUAUUGAACCAAGACAUUCUUAUUUCACCCAGCUAUGACCUAGCUCAACCUAUCCUUGCUCUUCGUUGGUGGUCAGGUCAAAGCGCGGAUCCAUUGACUACACUUCUCCACCCCGUCUUCUCUUCGUUACUCGCCCUUUCUUUAACUAUCGAUUAUCCCACGACUCACCUCUAUGGCUGUCAGGACUUCAUCCUACCGGAGCUACGCUAUCUCGAACUCAUCCUGCGCAAGAAGUGGACCCUUCCACGAGAGAAAGCAGAGAUGACAAUUUCAACCUGGAGGUUCCCCAAACUAACUUUGCUCCGAGUCAACGCAAUAACGGAGCAGGACGCCAAAGAUGAGCUACUCGGUCUAGUACGCGCCCAUGCUCACCAAAUAGAGGAGCUUCAUGCAUCGAUGUACGAUGCCCAGUUUCCGACGCCACAAGAUUGGCAGAGUUUUCGCUCGCUUAGGUUGAUCGUAUUUGAUUCGCUCAACCUCAUGGCAGAUGGACUUUCAUCUGCGAAUGUCCGCUGGAACACUACACGCCCCGGUAUCUCUGAUGCAUCGAACGUGGCGCACCGACGGCUCACCAUGAGUCUUCAAUAUCCGCCCACCGAAAACGAAUUGAUUUCGAGUAUCUUGCCAAAAUUUGAUGCAUGCCAAAGUAUACUCCCUAAUAUUGACUUUGCGGUAACAACAACUUGGCAGGCAAUACGGGAGAAAAUCGAAGCGAACCACUUUUACCAUGAUAUGGUCGCACUUCAUGGCUUGAGAGACACGUUCAUGGUAGCGGAGAAGCUGGGUAUUGACAUUGUCGAUCCGGAUGGGUAUGGUCUCUAUUCUGACAGGGCGCGCAAUGUCAGAAGUCUCGUCCAGGAUAUCAUCUCCGAUGGAAUUACUGCCGAGUUAUUUACUUGA